UUGAAAUAAAAAGAGACAAUCCUUAUACUAUUACCGACAAAAACACAAACAGAAAGUUAUAAGGUCGGUUAUUGUUCUUGAAAUCAAGCAGCGUAAUUUGACUUUGGAAUAACACAAUUUACCCAUUCCCUUCCUAUUCUCUUUUGCUUUGAAAGAAGAGAACAAAACAAAGACAUCUACGACUACAAUACGACUACAAUCAUCACAUCAUAUCACCAAACCAUCCCUUCACCGUCACAAAAGGCCUCUCCUUUAAUUUCUCGGUGAUCUUCUUACCCAGAUUCCUUCUUUUGUCUCCCACAGAAUCCAUCGAUCCCUUCUUCAGUCGUCAACAUCUUCACUUUUUUUAGAUUUUUUGCUUUACUCGAGGAAAAGCCACUACACCAACCCUCUUAUAUGAUGUGUAAUAUAUCUUGAGACAAAUAAACUAUAUACACAAACAUAUUUGUAUUUAUAUAAUUAUGUACUAUAUUAUAAUUUAGAAGAGGGCUGUGUAUAAGACUUUAAGUAGUGUUUCGAUGCUAUUGCUUUACUUCUUUCUCACCUUUGUUUCAUUCUAUUACUCCACAUGAAGAUCUAGAUCUGGGUCCAGACAAAUUUCACCGACCCUCUUUCACAUCUCUCUCCCUCUCUCACUAUUCAUUUCAUUCAGUAGGGUUUUGUUCUCUCUUGUCGUCUUCUUGUUUUGUCUGUAGCAUUAAUGUAAGUCAAAUCAAACUCGGUCUCUGAAACAACCUCAGUGAUAAACCACUUCAACACUUAAGUUUUCUGUCAGACUUUUGUCUUUGUCCCUCUCUCCAACAGAAAAAAUCCAAGACCCCCCAAACAAAAGUUUCUUGUUUUCGAUAGCAAUGUCUGGUUAUAUGCACCCUCUUCUAGGGCAAGAACUGUAUCUACAGAGACCUGAAGAUUCCAGAACCCCACCUGAUCAAAAUAACAUGGAACUUAACAGAUCUGAAGCAGACGAUACAAAGGGCGAGACCACUCCCACCGGUGGAGCAACCAGCUCAGCCACCGCCUCUGGUUCUUCUUCCGGACGCCGUCCACGUGGCCGUCCUGCUGGUUCCAAAAACAAACCGAAACCCCCGACGAUUAUAACCAGAGAUAGUCCCAACGUCCUUAGAUCUCACGUUCUUGAAAUCACCUCCGGUUCGGACAUAUCCGAGGCUGUCUCUACCUAUGCGACUCGUCGCGGCUGCGGUGUAUGUAUUAUAAGCGGAACCGGUGCGGUCACUAACGUCACGAUACGCCAACCGGCAGCUCCGGCGGGUGGAGGUGUGAUUACUCUGCAUGGUAGGUUUGAGAUAUUAUCUUUGACCGGGACUGCGCUUCCGCCACCUGCGCCACCGGGAGCAGGAGGUUUGACGGUGUAUCUAGCCGGAGGUCAAGGACAAGUGGUAGGAGGGAAUGUGGCUGGUUCGUUGAUUGCUUCGGGUCCGGUAGUGAUGAUGGCUGCCUCUUUUGCGAACGCAGUUUAUGAUAGGUUACCUAUUGAAGAGGAAGAAACUCCGCCGGCAAGAACCACGGGAGUGCAGCCGGCGGCAUCUCAGUCUUCGGAAGUUACGGGCGGUGGGACUCAAGUGUGUGAUACAAACCUCGGAGGUAGAAACGAAGGAGGAGUCGCUUUCUAUAAUCUUGGAAUGAAUAUGAACAAUUUUCAAUUCUCCGGGGGAGAUAUUUUCGGUAUGAGCGGCGGUGGAGGCAGCGCGGGAGGAGGAGGUGGCGGUGUUGCUAGACCCGCGUUUUAGCGUUUGGGGCGUUUUGGUGACACUUUUUUGUGCGUUUUGAAAUUGUCCUCAAACUAGCUAUAGCGGUUGUGAUCUGCGAAUAUUAGGGUUUUUUUUCUUUUUUAAACAAAAAAAUUUGGUGUGUGAAAAACGAAAACGAAGGCUUAAAUUUCCUUUUCUUUUUUUUGGUUGUGUUUUGUUUAUUAUGAAUAGAAUCGGUUAGUGUUAUAAAAGGAAGACAUUAUUUUGUGAGA
This is a messenger RNA of Camelina sativa (false flax), 1981 nucleotides long. Lineage: Eukaryota; Viridiplantae; Streptophyta; Magnoliopsida; Brassicales; Brassicaceae. The record is from RefSeq and is a predicted model, not a curated record.